This is a messenger RNA of Eruca vesicaria subsp. sativa (arugula), 749 nucleotides long. The record is from the annotation of a GenBank genome assembly. NCBI's taxonomy places the organism in Eukaryota, Viridiplantae, Streptophyta, Magnoliopsida, Brassicales, Brassicaceae.
ACGAAGCAAAAUACAAUCAAAGAGACGAUAAUGGCGGAUCAACAAGGAGGAACAGUCUUGGGAGGAGUUCGCGAUGUUGACGCAAACGCCAACGAUCUCCAAAUCGAGAGUCUCGCUCGUUUCGCUGUCGAUGAGCACAACAAAAAUGAGAACGUGACUCUGGAGUACAGGAGGCUCAUUGGUGCGAAGACGCAGGUUGUGGCGGGAACGAUGCAUCAUCUCACUGUGGAGGUUGCUGAUGGUGAGACCAAGAAGGUUUACGAGGCUAAGGUUUUGGAGAAGGCUUGGGAGAAUCUUAAGAAGUUGGAGUCCUUUAACCAUCUUCACGAUGUUUAAGUGAGACUUGUCUAUGCAUUGCAUUCUACAGUGAUAAGAGUCUUGGUUUAACCAAUGGGUAACUCGUUGAAAAAAAAUAAGUGAAUGUGUAAUGGAACUGGUGUUGUGUUUUAUCUAUUGCAAGUUGCAGACUUUUACUUUUAUAUCUUUAUCUGCUAUGAUUCUACAAGACCUGAUAGUAGUCUCAUGAUUAAUGAGUAUCUCCAUGACAUUACAAAAUCUACAUUUUGAACAUCAGAUGUUGCUGAUAUCUCUAAUGGUAUCAGAAAUUUGAUUCAAGAUGUAGAUUCAGAUAUCAUUAAACAAGGAUCAUGAUCAAGCUGAGACACCAUUGAUUACAUAACUAUCUUACAUACAUUUAAAUGUAAUCCAUUGUCUUCACUGCUUCCUCUGUUUACAUUCUGAAACAAAAC